AUGGCGAUUGAGGAUGGAUCCGAUUCAGGAACCUUUGUUCCAGCUCCGGUGUUUUUAAUGGGACUGAAUGAAGGUUAUAGUCAGGCAAGGAGUCAAAUCUUAAUGAAAUCUAAAGUGAUUAAUGUGAAUCAAGUGUAUGCCUUGAUUGUUCAAGAUGAGAGCCAAAAACUUGUGGCAGGAAGUAACUAUGUCACAACUGAAACAAUGGAAUUAGCUGCAUUAUUCACAGCCAGAAAUAAUAUGCCUAAACAGAAGAGAAGUUGGGGUAUGGAAUAUGACUAUUGUCAUGGAAAGGGUCACACAAGAGAUGGAUAUUUCAAGCUGAUGCAUUGUGGCUACUGCAACAAGAAGGGUCAUCUUAAGGAAAACUGCAACAAGCUAAUUGGAUAUCCUGCAGGCUUUAAGUCCAAGGCCAGAGCUAAUGUGGAACAAUACAAUAUGCUGCUCAACAUGCUUAGCAAGGCUUCCACAUUUGAAACAAGUGCAAACUUAGCAGUGGACACAGGAGCUACGAAUCAUAUGACAGGAAAUGAAAGUUUUUUGUUGGAUGAUGGUAAAGUAGGAAGUGCUGGAAAAAUGCCCACGGGAGAGUUUGCUAAAGUGACCAAGAUAGGAAACAGUCAUUUGGGAGGAGGUGAUACCCUUAAGGAUGAUCUUUGCACUGGGAAAGUAAAGGCGACUGGUAGUAGGGAAGAUGAUUUGUACAUUCUAAGGACACACCAUAAGGAAGCUAGAAUAAAUAGAGAAAAGGCUAUGACAGUGGAACAGAUGGAAGAACCUGAGAUUUGGCAUAAGAGAUUAGGCCAUGUGCCCAUGGCAGUUAUUAGAAAGAUUUCUAGUUUUAGAAAUAAAGAUGCUUUUCCUCUACAUCAUUGUGAUGUGUGUCAAUUGUCUAGACAAACAAGAUUGCCAUUCUCUGUUAGUAUUAAUAGAGCAGAUGAACCUUUUAAUUUGAUACACAUGGAUGCAUGGGGCCAUUAUAAGAAUUCUUGUCCUUACACUCCUCAGCAGAAUGGAGUGGUGGAAAGGAAACAUAGGCACAUCUUAGAAACAACAAGAGCAAUCAAAUUCCAGUCUAAUUUGCCAAUUCGAUUCCGGGGCACAUGUGUUGAGGCAACAACAUAUAUAAUAAACAGGGUACCAUCUACUAUUUUGAAAGGUAGAUCGCCUUUUGAAGCAUUGUACGACAGUACACCUUCUUUGGCUCACAUGAGGGUGAUAGGCUGCCUUUGUUAUGCAAUUAUUUUGCCUAAACAGGACAAGUUUGGUCCACGAGCAGUGAAAUCAGUGUUACUAGGAUAUGGAGUUUAUCAGAAAGGAUACAAACUAUUUAAUAUGUCUAACAAAACGUGUUUUAUUAGUAGAGAUGUUGUAUUUCAUGAGAGCAUAUUCCCUUUCCAGGAUACUCAUGAAAAGCAAAACUUUCAAAGUCCUGAUAUUACAAGCUUGAAAAAGUUUUGUGUGGUGGAUGAGUUAGAUAUUGCAAGUAGAAACAUUCUGCAUAAUCAUAAUGCUGCAGAUUCUACUUCAAAACAAAUUCAAGGUGCAUCAGCAAAUAUUGAUCAAGAGAACCAUGAUUUUCAUGCCCCAUAUAAAGAUGUGCCAGACUCAGUUGGAGACACAGGAGCAGCAGAAGAACAUCAAACAACAACAUUGCCUGAAAGAAGAUCAGGGAGAAUAACUAAGCCACCUAUUUGGCUUAAAGACUAUGUGAGGACUGAUAAACAGUCAGGAGUACAUGCUUGUUUAUACCCAAUCUCAGAUGUUAUUAGUUAUGACUCCUUGUCCUCCAAGUAUCAAAGCUUCAUCACCAAAUUCUCUGAAGAAAUUGAGCCCAAGAAUUAUGCAGAAGCAAUCAAGGAUGACAGAUGGAUAGAAGCAAUGCAGAAUGAGAUCAAGGCAUUGUAA
This is a messenger RNA of Nicotiana tabacum (common tobacco), 1908 nucleotides long. Lineage: Eukaryota; Viridiplantae; Streptophyta; Magnoliopsida; Solanales; Solanaceae. The record is from RefSeq and is a predicted model, not a curated record.